This is a messenger RNA of Ipomoea triloba (trilobed morning glory), 3047 nucleotides long. Its product is annotated as receptor-like protein 14. The transcript is spliced from 5 exons. Gene Ontology annotation, molecular function: protein binding. Bases 18 to 2996 code for a protein of 992 amino acids. The record is from RefSeq and is a predicted model, not a curated record. Lineage: Eukaryota; Viridiplantae; Streptophyta; Magnoliopsida; Solanales; Convolvulaceae.
UACUGAAUACUAUUCCAAUGAGGAGCCUACUAGUUGUGUGGCUUUUAUGGAGUUUGUUAAUAGUUUUAGAAUGGGGAGGCCAUGAAUGUUGUGUGAAAGAGGAAAAAAUGGCUUUGCUUUACAUCAAAGCAUUUUUUAUGAACAUUAACAAUGGUACACCUGCUGCAGGUCAUACUCUACCGACAUGGGUUGACAAGGGAGAUGAUUGUUGUACAUGGGAGAGGGUAAGUUGCAAUCCCACAACAGGUCGUGUAACGGACCUCACACUAAACCAUCUGGUAUAUCCAAUUGUGUAUGGUUAUGAUAAAGAGGUGGUCGAAUAUAGUUUCAAUGUGUCCCUAUUUAGUCCUUUUGAAGAGUUGGUAAAUUUGGAGUUACGUGAAAAUUGUUUUCGUGAUUGUUUUCCUAACCAUGGUUUUGAUAAGUUAAUCCAUUUGAAGAGGUUGGAGACUUUGAAUCUUGGAUCUAAUUCUUUUUUUCAAGAUUCAAACACCCUGAGGUCUAUUGGUCGCCUCACAACACUCAGAUCGUUGAAUCUUAGUGACAAUUUUCAAGUAUAUUUUUAUAACAGUCUUCCUCUUCAAGACUUAUCUAAUUUGACAAAUUUGCGAGUGUUGGAUCUUAAAGCUAACAAGUUCGAUGACUGGCUCACAGAUCUUGAUUUUACAUUGUUCAAGAAUUUAAAGGUCCUGGACUUGAGUGAGAACGAUUUCGAAGGGAGCAUUCCUCCCACUAUCGGAAACUUGUCUGCUCUUGUUGCAUUGUCAUUGGCACGCAAUCAGCUCAAUGGAACUUUGUCUGAUCAAGGAUUUUGUAAACUAAAAAAUAUUGAGGAGUUGUACCUUAAUACUAAUAACUUCGAAGGAGUCCUUCCUCCCUGCUUCGGUAACUUGAGCUCCCUUAGAGUUUUAGACCUUUCUGAAAACCUAUUCAAAGGAGAGAUUUCAUUUAUUUUCCCCAACCUCAAAUCCUUGGAAUCCAUCAUCCUUCUCAAUAAUAAUUUUGAGGGCAAAUUCUCUUUUAGCUUGUUAGCCAAUCACUCGAAACUCAAGUUGGUUGAGAUAGACAACAAUGGUAACUUAGCUGUGGAAACUGAAGAUUCAAAUUGGACAAUCCCCAAAUUUCAGUUGGAAGUCUUAGUAUUAGCAAGUUGUAACCUUAAUCAACAGAGCGGCAAGGUUCCAACUUUUCUUAAAUAUCAAAGCAUGCUUAGGGAACUUGACCUCUCUCAUAACAAUAUGAGAGGAGGUUUCCCUACGUGGGUUAUUAAGAACAAUUCAGAUCUUCAUGUUCUAAUGCUAAGAAACAACUCUCUCACAGGGCAGUUGCAUCUACCACUGCAUCUUAAUACUAGUAUUGUUGAGAUGGAUGUAUCUGACAAUCAAAUAAACGGAAAGCUUCAAGAGAAUUUUGGGUUUAUACUUCCACAAAUUGUUUACCUAAAUCUAUCCAAAAACCACUUCAUAGAAUUUGUUCCAUCCUCUUUUUGCAAUAUGAGUCAAUUAGUUUUUCUUGAUUUGUCGAACAACUAUUUCACUGGGGAAAUUGCCAAGGAAAUGGUUUCAAGAUGCCUCAAUUAUUUGGCAGUAUUGAUACUAUCAGCUAAUGGAUUUCAUGGAGAAAUACUCUCAAGCCAUUUCAACAUGACCAAUUUGCAGGUAUUGAAAUUGGAGGAUAACAUAUUUUCAGGACCUAUGUCAAUCUCAAUCAGUAGAAGUCAACCCUUACAGGUCUUAGAUGCAAGCAACAAUCAAUUUUUAGGUGAACUAGACAGCUGGAUAAGUAACCUUACAUAUUUACGAGCUGUUAUCAUUCGAAAUAACUCUCUCCAAGGUCAAUUACCGUGCGGAAUUACUGCUGAUUUUCUUCUUGAUGUCUCUCACAAUUCCCUUUCAGGACCAUUGCCCUCAUGUCCAUUUAAUGUUCAACAUCUACUUAUCCAAUCAAACAGAUUUAGUGGAUCAAUACCUGAAACUCUAUUCAAUUCAUCAACUUUAUUGUCAUUGGAUAUCAAAGGUAACGAUUUUUCGGGCAAUCUUCCUUCUUCUAUAAUUGGUGCAGAAGACUUGAGGGUUCUUUUAUUAGGUGGCAAUCAAUUGAGUGGCUUAUUUCCAAAUCAAUUGUGUAGGUUACGAAACCUAAACUUGAUUGAUCUUUCAAAUAACCACUUAUAUGGUCCAAUACCUCGAUGCAUCAACAAUAUUAUAUUUGGAAAAUCAACAGGCAACGAUGUUGAUUUUUCCAAUAAUGAUUACUCAAUUUAUCCAAUCAACACAUUUACCACUACGUAUGGAAAGUUUUUACCCAACGAGUAUGUGGUAUUCUUGGAUCCUUUGUUGUAUUCUGAAUUGGUGAUAAUAGACUUUGUUACGAAGAGAAUCUUGAACUCUUAUGAAGGUGGCAUCCUCAACCAAAUGUCUGGAUUAGAUUUGUCAUUCAACAACUUUACAGGCAAAAUCCCUUGUGAAUUAGGUGAACUCAAAUGGAUUCAUACAUUGAAUUUGUCUCAUAACCACAUUGAAGGUUUUAUUCCCAAAACUUUUUCGGGACUAAGACAAUUAGAGAGUUUAGAUUUGUCUUACAACAAUUUAAUUGGAAAUGUUCCCACAGAGUUGAUGAAUCUUAAUUUUCUAGCAGUUUUUUCUGUGGCACACAACAACUUAUCAGGCAGACUUCCCGAUAUGAAAGGACAAUUUGGGACUUUUGACAAAAGUAGCUAUGAAGGAAAUCCAUAUCUUUGUGGUGCUCCUCUAGCUAAUAAUUGUAGCCAAAUGAGUGAAUCACCCAGAUUUCCCGCAACAACCUCACAGUUAACAAGUGAAAUAAGGUGGUACGAAGUGGAUAUGUUUGUUUUAAGGGUAGCUUUUAUCGUAUCUUAUAUUAUUUUUUUUCUAGGAGUAAUUAUUUCAUUAUAUGUUAACCCUUCUUGGCGUAUAAGGUGGUUUAAGUUUUUGGAUAAUUUCUAUUAUUUAUGCUACUAUAAGUUUUGUAUGUAGUAAAUAAUAAGUUUUGUAUGUAAUAAAUUUUGGAUUUUAGUGGUUUGGUCA